Zasmidium cellare ATCC 36951 is the source of this 540-nucleotide messenger RNA. RefSeq lists its product as uncharacterized. The transcript has a single exon. NCBI's taxonomy places the organism in Eukaryota, Fungi, Ascomycota, Dothideomycetes, Mycosphaerellales, Mycosphaerellaceae. Bases 1 to 540 code for a protein of 179 amino acids. The record is from RefSeq and is a predicted model, not a curated record.
AUGGUCCCUACGCAUACUACGGUCAGAGCAGACAACAUACCCUAUGAGCAAAUCUGCUGGAGUGAAAUAGUAUGGGGGCGGGAGGUGGGAAUCGCGGGUCUCGACGGUCUUGCGUUUGUGGGGAGGAGGUUAUUGGCGGAGUCGACUUGGGAUUCGAGUCGAUGUUGGUAUCGGUCGUAUCGGUCGAUCGUACUUGCUCGGUCGGGAUCAGAGAGGUGCGAGGAGGGAGGGCGGCCGUGUGCGGAUCGUCGGAGGGGCUCGUCGCGACCAAGUCACCCCAAGCAUGCAAGUCGAACCACAACCAACGUCCAGAGAGGCAGACCUCAGUCGCAAGCAGCGAAGAACUCAGAACAACAUCAGCGCUCGAUCUGGCUGCGAAGGUGCGCUGGCGCGGCGACAAAAGUGGCCAGCGUGCUGGACGCAACUCCAGGAGCUGGUCACGCUCGACCUGACCCGAAGGCCAAGGAGCUACCAGCAACGAACACGUUGACGCCCAUUUGGAUGCACGACUGGGUGCACCAGUGCCGCACUCCCGACUAA